Marmota flaviventris (yellow-bellied marmot) is the source of this 5298-nucleotide messenger RNA. NCBI's taxonomy places the organism in Eukaryota, Metazoa, Chordata, Mammalia, Rodentia, Sciuridae. The record is from RefSeq and is a predicted model, not a curated record.
CAGUGGUUGGCUGGUUUUCCGGACAUGAUGUGGUUGAAGCUGUCAUCGUAAUGGAAAUUCAUUGCUGUAGCUAUGGUAAAUCGAGUGUUCUGCCUGUGCUGAAUGCAUUAGUCUAAUGAGAUGUUUGCAGCCGGAGAGCAGGGCUGCUGGAGACUUACUGUGAGCUACUAGCACACGGGUGGAAGACAGCUUUUGCAAUACUCGGUUCCCAUGUGCCGAAAGUCAUCUGUCUUCUGAGUCAACACUCCCGGCCUGGUCAACACCCUGAUCAGGGCUCUGGUGAACAAGCUGUAGCACCUCUUCUGCCUGUGAGCGAUUUGUCACCUCAUUCUGUAAGACUGGCACCAGCAGAGAUGCAGUCACAGAGGAUCCCGGGGAGAAAGCGAGGCCGACCCCCCCUCCACUCCACACCUGUGAAGAUGGCCGUCCACAACCUUUAUUCUGCUUCCGCUGGCUCCUUACCAGCUGUGAAGAUGCCGAAGAAAAGGGGGCGGAAGCCUGGGUACAAGCUCAAGUCUCGGGUGCUCAUGACUCCUUUAGCCCUCUCACCUCCGAGGAGUACUCCAGAGCCCGACCUCAGCUCGAUCCCUCAGGACGCAGCCACCAUACCCAGCUUGGCAGCCCCACAGGCUCUCACAGUCUGCCUCUACAUCAACAAGCAAGCCAAUGCGGGGCCCUACCUGGAGAGGAGGAAGGUGCAGCAACUUCCUGAGCGCUUCGGCCCCGAGAAGCCAUCCGCGGUCCUGCAGCAGGCCAUCCAGGCGUGCAUCGACUGCGCCCACCAGCAGAAACUGGUCUUCUCCCUGGUCAAGCAGGGCUACGGUGGAGAGCUGGUGUCAGUCUCGGCUUCCUUUGAUGGGAAGCAGCACCUGCGGAGUCUGCCUGUGGUGAACAGCGUGGGCUAUGUCCUGCGCUUCCUGGCCAAGCUGUGCCGCAGCCUCCUGUGUGACGACCUCUUCAGCCACCAGCCCUUCCCUGGGACCCCCAGUGCCUCCGAGAAGGCCCAGGAGCGAGAGGAAGGGCGGAUGGAGUCAGGGAAAUCCAGGUUUCAAGACCACCCAGCUGCAAGAGCCAAGACGGUCACCACCGAAGAGUGCCUGGUGAGCCCCGUGGCCAUGAACCGCUACAGUAUGGACCCCUCGACCUCUUCCUUUGGCCACAGGGGCUCCUUGCCCACCCCCUCCUCACUCUACUGUAAGAGGCUGAACUCUGGAGAUGGCCAUUUUGGGGGAGGCCCUGCCACCACCACCAGUGGUCCCCAUACCAGUCCUGUGUCCUCUGGAGGCCCCGCAGCACCUGGACUGAGGCCCCCAGCCUCCAGCCCCAAGAGAAACGGGACCUCUCUUGAAGGAAACAGAUGUGCCUCGAGCCCUUCUCCGGAUGCCCAGGAUGCCAGACGGCCAAGGAGCAGAAACCCCUCCACCUGGACCGUGGAGGAUGUGGUCUGGUUUGUGAGAGACGCCGACCCGCAGGCUCUAGGGCCUCACGUGGAGCUCUUCCGAAAGCACGAGAUUGAUGGCAAUGCCCUAUUGUUGCUGAAGAGUGACAUGAUCAUGAAGUACCUAGGCCUGAAGCUGGGACCUGCGCUGAAACUCUGCUACCACAUUGACAAGCUGAAACAAGCCAAGUUCUGAAGAUCUUUAAAAGAUAGAAGCUGAACCCAAGACAAAGAACUCAAGACUAUCUUCUGCCUUACCAACAUCCAGCCAACAUCAUGAAAUAGGUUCUCUUCUUAAAAUUAACAGCCACAAUGACUUGGUCUUUUUUUUAUAGAAAGAGUGUAUCUUCGCCUUUUAAAAAAAAUUCUACCUGGCUCUUUUUAAAAGGCUCAUCUAUGUUAAUGAUUUGCCAAAAAAUUACCAAAAGCCUAUUAUUUUUAACAUUCCUUGAUUUGUUGGUCACUCUUAGAGUGGGUGCUAUCUGUAUAAUGAGAGAGAGUGGGGAACUGAAUGCUGUCACCUAAGGAGAGCCCCGGAGGGUUCCAAGAUAUGAGAAGGACUUGUCCCUGCAGGGACAUCCACCUCAGCACCACCUGCCUCUGUUCUCACCCAGGGACCCAUCAGUGUGAGCCUUGCUGGAUUCAGCUCUGAGGGUGACUGCCUCGCCUUGCACUAUCUGGAAAACUUGAAUUCUUUUGCUUUCUGAAAAAGAGGAAGAAAGAUCUUUUCUAUUCGCACUUAUCUGUAGUACUGUGUUGUCCCACUAGAGGGCAGACUGCUAAUGAAAUUUCAGGACCCUUGACUGCAGCCGGAUGCUUAUUCAGAACUCAGUGACUGGCCUGGGGUUUCUUUGAAUAAAAUCUAGCCUAUACAGGGAAUUUAUCCCACACAUUGCAACUUGGGAAGAAAUUGUCAUCUAGAGGGUUCUAAUUCACAUCCAAGCAUUAUUGACUGACUGAUACACAACAGCAAAGGAAAGAAUUGGAAGCGUGCUCUACCCAGAUGGGGCUUUAGAGUUCCUUCCUUUCCAGAGUCCUUACUGAGGUGUUGAUGUGUUGUCAUGUCGAAGAAUCUUAGUGACAUUUAGCCAUGGGUGUUUCUUGAAAAAAGGAAAAGAAAAAUGUCUUAACUAAAUUUUGAAAAUGGAGAGUGUUGAUUUCUAGUUGUAUUGCUAGAUUCUGUAGUUGUAUCUGUGGCUAAUUUUUCUAAUCCUCAACAAAUACACAGACACGCUAUUAUUGGGUUUAAUUCAAUUUACAAAUAGGUUUUCCUUCCUCACCGUGAAGUGAUAGAAAAAGAAUUGAUUUUCUACCCCUAUGCAGCUGUGUCCAGAGAAGGACGAUGAAUUCACAAUUUACUAGGCAGAAGGAUAUCCUCUUCUCUGCUAUUUAUUUUUUUGUAUUAUUCUCUUUUCUCUCUCUUUUUUCUUCCGUUUCCUCACUGAAUAGGAAACAUCCUCAAAAUAAAUUCACCUUUUUGAUGGGCAUGUCCUCUUCCUUAAAAGAACAUCUACAGUGUUAGAGAUGAAGAGGUGAAUAUUAGACCUUGCAAUCCUUGGGAGGAUGCAGGUCAAGAAGAACUCAGGGCCUCUCUGGGCUCAAAUUUGAAUUAGAAAAGGCACAGCUUCCUCCAGGAUGCAGCCUAAGAGGGGUCUCAGCUGGCAAGUGCAGCCAGGUAGGAUCUCAGCUCCCUUACCCCUCCACCAGCUGCCCUUGUAUGGGACAUGACCUGUAUGGCCUUGAGGGCGACCUUGAUUGGAUUUGCAUAUGGAAUGUCUAUGAAUCAGAAUUUAGAUGAGGACCAUAAGAAAUAUUGCAUGCCACCUUAUUGGGGCCCACUUUGCUGAGAAACAUUUGAGAAAGCACAUCAUAGAAAAAUCUCUUUUAGACACACAAGCAGUGGCUAGAUAUAGAGUUUGACAGAGGGGAGGGAAAAAAAUGUUCCAACCCUACCCAUGAAAUUGAGCAGACAGUGGAAGAGCUUCAUGUAUGUUGGUUUCAGCACAAAACAAAACUGCCCCACAUGAGGCCUUGGGUUAGAUGUUGAAGUGAGUAACAGAUUCUGUCCCUUAAAAGUUUGUUAAUGCAAAGUGCUCACUCUGAAGUUAGAUAACUUCCUUCAAGAAGCUGGACAGUUGAUGUAUUCAGAACUGCCGGUGUGAAAACUAGGAGAUCCAGAAAAAUCCCAUGACAACCCAGGUUCUUCACUUUUGUGGGUUUGGUCCAGCCCAUGGAUAUUUAUGGUGCCUCUUCUAUCAACAUAUGCUUCCUUUAGACUUUCACAUUAAGAUCUCAAAAUAUCCUAACCACCCUCACCAGUGCCUCUCUGGCUACAGACACACAAACAAUGGUGCCCUCAAGUUCAAAUCAGUUCCAAACAAUGUCACAGAGAUACCUUGGGUAGUUUUCAAGGGGGAGAGAUGUUCCUAUUUCAAGCCUAGGGGAAAACUGGAACUGGGUUCCCACGCAAUUGCUUUCACCCAGGUGCUGUCUCAUUUCACAUGAAACUUUCAACAGGCCAGAUUGCUGAAGCCAUGAUAUUUAAGGUUUGACUUAAAAAAAAAAAAAUCUCACUACUCUUAAAAUGAAUGCUGCCACAUCAGAAAAGAACCUGGGGAAGAAAUUCUUCUUGCCUGUUUUUGUACCGACAUGCAAUUAGCUGACCAAAUUAUUGUGGCAAUACUGUAAUUAUAAUUAAUUUUCAUCCCUCUCAAAAAUCUUGUCAAACCAGGCAGCUAAAUAGCUUCUCAAAUGUAAAACACACCAGGCUAUUUUUCUCUAAACAGACUUUAAACGGUCAGGCCAUUGGGGUCACACUGGCCCAAAUGAAAGCUACUUGGGGGCCUCAACUUGACAGAUGCAGUAUUUGUUAUUCCAUGGCGGUAGCUUGCCUUCAGGUUGUAGUGAAUAAUGAUAUAGUUUUGCAUAAUUCCAAAUUAAAGUGUGUGUGUGUGUGUGUUCGUGUUCCAAACAUUUCCAAUUAUACUUGUCUGUUAAACACUUGAAAAAAAGUUGAGACAAUUCUGUUGCCUAAGGCAUUUUAAAUAUUUUAUGAAGCACAUAAUUCCCUUUGUGAAGACUUUUAAGUAAAAGAUGUGUGUGUAUGUGUUUGUGUGUGUGUGUGUGUGUAUAUAUCUCCUGCCAUUGUAUUCAGAGAGCCUUAGGAAGUGGGAAUGUAUCAGUGAUUUGCAUAUGCUUGGGUUAAAAUGUCUCCCCAGCCUUUCAACAGAGGCAGAGCCCUUGAAGUCUUCCUAUGGUUGUUAUUUCUAAGUGUUGUGCCCUCUUAUGCCAGCAGGGUGCGCCUUAGAGGCACCUGGGUGACAGGGUUGGUUCUGGGGUUCUGGGCCUAUCGUCCUCAGGCAGCUGACUGGACAUGCCAUGCCUGGGCUUCAGGGUGACCAAGGAGAGGCCUCAUGGGGGACCUCAGGCAAGGGAUACUUGUCUGCCUCAUUUAGGGUCUACCAGAGAGGACAUUGGGUUUCCAUGAUUUCCCUUGAACAGGCUGCCAGGGAUUUUUCCUUUCAACAGAAAAAAAAAAAAAAAGGAUUGAAGAACCCCUCAGGAGAAGCACAUAUGAUAUUAAAUACAUUGGAAGGAAUACUGUGCUGAGGUUGGUUUGCUUAAGAAGGAAACCAGCAAGAAAGGAAAUAAAACCAUAAAUUCCUUAGGCAAACAAUAAAAGAGUAGUUAUUCUAAUCUAUCCCGAUCCAUGAUUUGGCAAUAAUCUAUUUUCAUAUUUAUGUGAUGUAUGGGAUAUUUCUUAUUUUUCUAAUUAAAAUUGUUUUUUAAAGUAUUUUCUGAGAUUGCUUUAGGAGAAUUUUGUCAAAUCUCUGAAUAAAACUGGAAAUGCUCAAAGGUAA